CGAAAUUAAUCAAUCACCCAUUCUACAGAUGAACAGAUUCAUUCGAAUUCGAAUUCAUUGACUCAUCAUUCAUUCAUUCAGAUUGACAAUAGUGCCUGUUUCGAUGUGCCUAAAUUCAAAUUGAAUUUUUUUUUUCAUUAUUGAUUUACAAUCUCAUACUCAACAAGAAAAUGAAAAUGAAACGAAUACAAUCAUCAUCGUAUGUUACGAUUUCAAUCAUCAACAGAUUGAUCAAAUUAAUAUUGUCCAUUUUAAUCAUAUCGAUGAUCGAUCAUCAUCAUAAUCAUAAUAAUCAAGUUAUUGCAUUUAAAUUUACUGAUCGUUUUUGUAAUUUUACUGCUUAUCCAAAACAUGGCUGUGAAGAACCAGAAUUUACUACUUGUAUUGAUAAAAAAUGUGCUUGUCGUGAUGAAUCACAUUUUAUAAUAAUGGGUAGAUUUUGUACGAAAAAAUUAUGUUCAAAUGGUGAAUUUUAUGAUGCAGCUAAAGGAAAUUGUGUUCGACAAAGUAAAGCAAGUGCUGAUGUAACAGAAAAUCAUUGUCGAUAUGAUUAUCAUUGUUUUGGACAACAUGUACAAUGUCGUCAAUAUGGUUGGAAUUAUAAUUGUGUUUGUGAUCCUGGAUUCCGUUAUGAUUCAACUACACAGACUUGUCUACCAACAUAUGGUAUAGGUGGCUAUUGUAUACGUGAUAAUGAUUGUGAUGAAACAUCAUUACGAAAAAUGUAUUGUGAUUUCAAGAAUUUCGAUCAAAAUCAUUCUACAGGUGGUGGUAAUCAUAAUGAUGAUAAUGGAAGAGGUAGUAAUCAACAUUCAAGUGGUACAUGUCAAUGUCAAGAGAAUCAUCGUUAUAAUUAUAAUAUUGAUGGCUGUGAACCAUUAGCCGAUAUUGCUGAACGUGAACAUAAUAUGCGUACAUUGGUACUAUUAUUUGUUGCUGCUGGUCUUAUAUUUGGUCUAGCAUUAACUUGUAAUUUUAGCUUUUUUGGUGUUGGACCUAAACAUCAUGAAUUAUUCUUACAUCAAUUAAAAGCUGAAGAACGAAUAAGACAAAUGAAACGAGAUCGAUUAUCUAGAGCAGAAAAUGGUCAAACAUUUUCAUCAUCAUCAUCAUCAUCAUCACCACCAAUAAGUUUGAAUAAUAAUAAUAAUGAUGAUGGAAAAAAUUUAUCCAUGGUUGAUAAUGAUCGCCAGCCACAAUCAUCGACAACUGUUACAUCAUUGGAUGAUAUUGAAAAUUCAUCAAUAACCAUUGAUGAUGAUAGCUCAAAAAAAUCUGGACCAAAAACAUCGUUGAUUAUGUUUGGAUGAAAAAAAUCCUUUAUUUUUCUACUAUAGACUUUUUGUUCAUUAUUAUCAAAUAUCCAGGCAUUUAUUUUGCUGUUGUUUAAGAAAAAAAAAACAUUUUCA
Molecule: messenger RNA, 1409 nt
Organism: Dermatophagoides farinae (American house dust mite)
Lineage: Eukaryota; Metazoa; Arthropoda; Arachnida; Sarcoptiformes; Pyroglyphidae
Source: RefSeq, a predicted model, not a curated record